AUGGUCGGGAACGUCGAUCGAGACGUCAAUUCAUUGGGAAUCCGCCUCUACGCCAAUCGCAAAACCGAGACCAGAAUGGUUGUGUCAGAGAGGCAACGGAACAAUAUAUCGUCCAAUAUCUACGAGCUUCGGCCGGAGCCCACAACAUUGGGAGGUGCCAUUGGCAUCCCUUCAAACGGAACACGGCUUCUACAUAGGCUUGGUGUAUAUGACGAGCUCCUGACCCGUGGCAGUAGCUGUUCAAAUGUGGUCAUGCAUUCAGAACGCGGGACCGUCUUGGGGGAAACGGAUGUCGUUGGCGCAGCAAAGGAAGCAACCGGUUUUGGGUACAUGCGCAUCAAGCGAACUGAUCUACUAGACGUGUUCCUCAAAGAAGUCGAUAAUGCAGGUAUACCUGUACGUUACAACAAGCGACUGGUCUCUAUCUCUAAUCAAGAUGACGGAGUCAAGGCGACAUUCUCUGAUGGGACAGUCGACACAGCUGAUCUCUUGCUUGGUUGUGACGGUAUCCACUCAGCCGUGCGCCGACUUUAUGUUGAUCCAACCGUGAGGGCGAACUACACCGGUCUGGCUGGCAUAGGAUCAAUUAUACCAGUUUCAGUUCUCGGCGAAGAAGCAGCACCUCAAUUGCGCGGCAUGCAUAUCACUAUGAUGCAGGAAGGCAUGGUGUCUGCCAUGAGCUGUUCUGCGAACGACGACGAGAUAUACUGGGGCUUUCAGCGUGAAUUGGCCUUGCCUAAUGGCGAAAACGACCGUGAUGGAUGGGAGAUCCGCCGAGAGCAGGAAGUUUCCGGGUUCAGAGAGCUCCUACAUGGUGUACUCAAGGGCGCAGGAGACCAAUGGGGUGAUAUGCUCCGUGGCCUUGUCGACCAGACGUCGGUGGUCAAGUUCUAUCCUAUCUUCAAAUUACCAAGCGGAGGAACGUGGCACAAAAAGCGCGUUCUUCUGUUGGGUGAUGCUGCACACGCAAUGCCGCCGCACGCAGGACAGGGCGUUAGUAUGGCUUUGGAGGAUGCGUUUCUGCUGUCGAGACUACUGGGUCGAAAGCAAGCCUGGAGGCGGGGGGAAGAUGACGUGAACGAAGUGUAUGAGACGUACGACAGAAUCAGGCGACCCCGCAUCGACGAGCUCGCUGCGAGAUCGUCAGGGAACGCGGCGCUGAGGAAGAAGACUGGGCGCUUGGGCUUGAUGCUGAAGGAGUUUGGGAUAUGGAUGUUUCUCCACGGUUCGUGGGCGCUCGGGAUGGACAAAUGGGGCAGUGAGAUGAAGCAGAUGGUGUAUGAUAUUGAGGAGGUUGAGAUUUGA
Messenger RNA from Exophiala spinifera, 1305 nucleotides. RefSeq lists its product as uncharacterized. The record is from RefSeq and is a predicted model, not a curated record. Gene Ontology annotation, molecular function: FAD binding; monooxygenase activity. Lineage: Eukaryota; Fungi; Ascomycota; Eurotiomycetes; Chaetothyriales; Herpotrichiellaceae. Bases 1 to 1305 code for a protein of 434 amino acids. The transcript has 3 exons.